Molecule: messenger RNA, 291 nt
Organism: Dovyalis caffra
Lineage: Eukaryota; Viridiplantae; Streptophyta; Magnoliopsida; Malpighiales; Salicaceae
Source: the annotation of a GenBank genome assembly
AUGGCUGGUUGGACGGUGGCAAUGAAGGCAUUCUACUUACUUAGCUUUGUCAUUCCACGGGUUAUCAUGAGGACAAGGUUUAAUUCAUUGGAUGAGGUAGUAGGUCGGUGUGAUUUUGGGAAAGAGAUAAGAGAGAGGAAAGAUGAGGGAGAGUCAAAUGUGUGGUUGGUGGAGAGGCUUUGGCUUGGUAGUGAUAACGAGCUGAGAGUUGGGUUGUUUGAAGGCUAUGAGCUGGUCUUUCAUUGGGGUGGCUAUGCUUUUCGUUAUAAGGUAUAUAUGAGGGCUUGGUAG